Molecule: messenger RNA, 2219 nt
Organism: Salvia splendens (bonfire salvia)
Lineage: Eukaryota; Viridiplantae; Streptophyta; Magnoliopsida; Lamiales; Lamiaceae
Product: UDP-sugar pyrophosphorylase
Exons: 17
Coding region: 156-2033 (625 amino acids)
Biological process (GO): UDP-N-acetylglucosamine biosynthetic process
Molecular function (GO): UDP-N-acetylglucosamine diphosphorylase activity
Source: RefSeq, a predicted model, not a curated record
UUAACCCCAUCCGAACAAUAACUAACUCUCCAUCCCAUCCAUCUUCAAAAUCUGUGUGUAUAUUAUAUACAAACUGUAGAAUUGGAAAAUACGUAGUUUGUGCCUCUGAGCAUAGUUGUCUUCGCAUCAACUUAUCCCCACCGUCAUCUGACGUCAUGGCCACCGCCGCCGUGGAUGCUCUUUCUAAACUCUCCAUUCACGAUUUGGCCUCUGCUGCCCCCAAUCUCCACAACAAUCUCUCCCUCUUCUCGCCCGAACAGGUGGAGUUGGCGAAGAUGCUGCUGGAUUUGAAUCAGGCUCACUUGUUCCAGCAUUGGCCCGAACCCGGGGUCGACGAUGACGGCAAGCGUGCGUUUUUCGAACAGGUUUCUCGUCUUAAUGCAAGUUACCCUGGUGGCCUAGCCUCUUACAUCACAACUGCUCGGGAGCUUUUGGCAGAUUCGAAGACUGGAAAGAACCCCUAUGAUGGAUUUUCUCCUUCAGUACCAUCAGGGGAAAUUUUGACUUUCGGUGAUGAAAAUUUCAUUCAAUUUGAGAACGCGGGUGUCCGUGAGGCAAGGAAGGCUGCAUUCGUACUUGUUGCUGGGGGGCUUGGUGAGCGUCUUGGCUAUAAUGGUAUAAAGGUGGCUCUACCAUUGGAAUCGACUACAGGAAUAUGUUUCUUACAGCACUACAUUGAAUCUAUUCUUGCCUUGCAAGAGGCGAGCUGUAAGCUAGGUCAAGGUGAAGGACCGACUGAAAUUCCUUUGGCCAUUAUGACAUCUGAUGAUACUCAUUCGCGUACCACAAAGCUUUUAGAGGAGAAUGCUUAUUUUGGGAUGAAACCGUCACAAGUAAAAUUGCUGAAGCAGGAGAAAGUUGCUUGUUUAGAUGAUAAUGAUGCUAGGCUGGCUGUAGAUCCAAAUAAUAAGUUCAAAAUCCAGACAAAGCCUCAUGGUCAUGGUGAUGUUCAUUCACUUCUCUAUUCAAGUGGUCUCCUUAAAGAAUGGCUUGCUGCUGGGCGGAAAUGGGUUUUAUUUUUCCAAGACACAAAUGGUCUUCUUUUCAAGGCAAUUCCAUCUGCAUUAGGUGUGAGUGCCAUCAAAGAGUACCAUGUCAACUCUCUUGCAGUUCCCCGGAAAGCUAAGGAAGCUAUUGGAGGAAUUACUAGGCUCACUCAUAAAGAUGGGCGGUCAAUGGUGAUCAAUGUGGAAUACAAUCAACUUGAUCCAUUGUUGAGAGCAUCAGGAUAUCCGGAUGGUGAUAUGAACAAUGAAACAGGAUAUUCUCCAUUUCCAGGAAACAUAAACCAAUUGAUUUUUGAAAUUGGCCCUUAUCUGGAAGAACUUUCCAAAACUGGUGGUUCUAUUAAGGAGUUCGUCAAUCCAAAAUACAAAGAUUCUACUAAAACUGCUUUCAAAUCAUCAACUCGACUUGAAUGUAUGAUGCAAGAUUAUCCUAAAACUCUGCCACCGUCAGCUAGAGUUGGAUUUACUGUAAUGGAAGCUUGGUUUGCUUAUGCACCUGUCAAGAAUAAUCCCGAGGAUGCCGCUAAGGUACCUAAAGGCAAUCCAUAUCACAGUGCUACUUCUGGUGAGAUGGCUAUAUAUAGGGCACACAGCCUUAUUUUGAGAAAGGUUGGCGUCAAGGUGGAUGAUCCAGUUCAAGAUAUAUUCAACGGGCAGGAGGUGGACGUAUGGCCUCGUAUUGCAUGGAAACCUAAAUGGGGGCUUACAUUCUCAGAUAUCAAAAGCAAAGUCAACGGAAACUGUUCCAUUACAGGAAGAUCAACCAUUGCAUUAAAGGGCAAAAGCAUCUUUCUCCAGGAUCUUGCCUUGGAUGGAGCUCUAAUUAUCGAUGCUGCAGACGGUGCUGAGGUUAAAGUGGGAGGCAGCGUGCACAACGCGGGGUGGACCAUUGAAAAAGUCGAUUUCAAGGAUACUUCAGUGCCGGAAGAAGUGAGGAUCAGAGGUUUCAAAAUGAUCAAAGUGGAGCAGUUGGAGAAAACAUACAAAGAGCCCGGAAAGUAUUCGUUAAGCCCUUGCGAUAAAUAGAGGCAUGUCUGCAACUUCUUGCAUGAUUCAAUCUUACUUUAAGGAGUAUGAUUUUUGUAACAUUAUAUCAAAUAAAAUUAUUGCUUUAUUGGGGCUCUUGCAAUUUAUUGAUGAUUCAUGCUUCUGAGUUCUGAACGUUGAAUAAUGGAAGAAAAUAACAGUAGUUUAGAUCUGAUUUCUGUGAUA